AAUCAUCCAAAUGCAUUAGCCCUAGCACAUCUCUUCCCAUGUCUGGCACAUCCUCUUCUCUCCUUCUCGUUCUCCAGCUAUGCCUUGCUCUCUCUGCAUGUAUCGCUAGGCCAAUUGGCAACAAUGAAAACGAGCCUGGAAAAAGCUUUCAGUUCUCCUCAGUCAAGAAUAAAGAGAAAUCAAGUCUUGCUGGGGUUUAUAUUGUAUCGAAUCCAAUCCCCAAAUGGGCACCAGCUAAAAUCGGCAGCUCUCUCCUGAAAAAUGAUAAGAAUGAAGAGAAGUCAAACCCUGCAGGGGUUUAUAUUGUGUCGAACCCAAUCCCCAAAUGGGCACCAGCUAAAAUCGGCACCUCUCUCUUCAAAAAUGAAAAGAAUGAAGAGAAGUCAAGUACGGCUGGGGUUUAUAUUGGGUCAAAUCCAAAACCGAGAUGGGCACCAGCUAAAAGCAGCAGCUCUCUCCUGAAAAAUGAUAAGGUGAAGGAUGAUAUUCAAUCGCCAUCUGCUAACGAUCAUCUUGAUGAUGAGAAACAUGAGGAGAAAGUUGAUCAGACAUCUGAGGUAGAUGAAGCAAAUGAUGAUGAUACAACCGAGAUUCCUGCGUCUCGGAGUUCCGAGGAUGAGCAUCUGGGACAGGAACGACCAUGGUAUCACGUCGAUUACGCACCAGUCAGGACACAUCCUCCACAUCACAACUAAUUGAUAUGUACAUGUUCAUCCUGUCGGAAAUCUAAAGGACAUAUAGCUUCAUGAUCAUGAGUUAAUUGAAAGCUCUUUCAAUCAUAUUUGAACCUUAUUAAUUAUCCCUAAGUUGAUCAUGAAGACGAUUGUCUCAAUAUAUUACUA
Molecule: messenger RNA, 842 nt
Organism: Coffea eugenioides
Lineage: Eukaryota; Viridiplantae; Streptophyta; Magnoliopsida; Gentianales; Rubiaceae
Exons: 4
Coding region: 39-695 (218 amino acids)
Source: RefSeq, a predicted model, not a curated record